UAUAUACCAAUGGAAGGACCUACUAAAUGCCAUCUUAAUCAUGUUUAAGAUGAGUAAACACAAACUCUGGGAUGGCGAUGAUAACAUUGAAUACGGCUUAGUUCACAUCGCUGCUUUUCUUGCGCAAGCCAUGGAAGAGGGGAUUAAAGCAAAUACUUGUGAGGAACUCAAUGCUGGGCAUCCACAUGAAGUUCAAAAGAAUAAAACUGUAUAUUCGGCCUCAGCUGCUUGUGGUCAGGGUAACGAAUUAUAUGAAAAUAGGGGAUGUUCCGAAGAAGACGAAGAGGCAUACAUGGCGUGCAAUGUCAAUCCUGAUAUGAUACUAAGAGCAAAGGUUUUAUCUAACUGGGAUGAUGCACCUCCCGGAUUUUUCUGUGCGCCCCGCAAAUAUUUGCCACUUGCGCCGAGAUGGGUUGUACAUGGACUUACAUGCAAUUCAUCUUCGACUUCGAUUGAUAAUAUAACUGAGUAUAUCUCAUACGUGAAAAAGGAGGGACGAUGUAGAGACUACAAGCAAAUUAAUUCAGCAGGCUGGUCGUACGCCGAUUGUAAUGAAAGGCGCUGCCCUGGUCCCACAGGAAGGGUCCACGUUCAAGGAUGUUGCUGGUGGGGAAGAGGCGUUUUACUAACAAGCGGAGUUUGCACACUGGGAAAAUUAAAUACUUAUUUAAGAGAAAUUCCUGAGUUGACCCCGCCAGAAAAUUUAUGUUUAAACCCCAGUGCGGUUUGCGAUAACCGUUAUCCGUAUUUGAAGUGGAUUUUGGGUCUCUUCGACUACGUUUCUAACGUUCAAGAUUACGCAGGAGGUGACUGGGAAUACAAAACUGCGCUUAAAAAUUGGGUUAAUAAUGGAAAAAGUAGAAAUGACCCCAAGUUCAUCGAUAUUGCUUCAAAAGUUUUCAAAAGCGGAUCCCCCGCGGGAAUUGCUAAUGAGGCCAGUCAACGUGUAAAUAACUUUUUCGAAGUGCUCAAAAUAUUUGGCCAAUAUAAAGAGGGGGAAUAA
Messenger RNA from Zophobas morio, 1003 nucleotides. RefSeq lists its product as uncharacterized. The record is from RefSeq and is a predicted model, not a curated record. Lineage: Eukaryota; Metazoa; Arthropoda; Insecta; Coleoptera; Tenebrionidae. The transcript has 10 exons. Bases 41 to 1003 code for a protein of 320 amino acids.